UGGUGUUUUAUUUGCUGAGUGAGCUUUUGGACUGUUGCAGAAUCCGAAAGGUUGCUCUGUUCUCUCUCCCUCUCUCUCCUCCUUCUGUCUCUCUCUCUCUCUGUGUCUAUGGUUUUUUAUCUUCUUCUGUGUUGGCCAAACAGUCGUUGGUGAUUGAAAUCUCUCAAACCAACAAAGACGACGAAGAUUCCUGAAAGAUUUUCGACGCCGACGAUUCUCCUUCCUCUUUUCCGUCGGAGGCUUUUUCUUCUGUGAACUUCCCGGCUGCUCGGGAGGAGCUCCGGGCUCUCGAUUUUCGCCGGACUUGGAAAGUAGUGCCUCGACCUUCGCCGCAGAUCUUCAAUUUUUCUCCGACCGCUGAGCUUCUGAGGGCUCUGGGGAUUGGAAUUUCCAGAAGAGUAGAGUGCUUCUCCAGUUUUUUAGUCUGAGUUUUUGUUUUUUGGGAUUUUUGGCUGAAAAAAAACUGGUGGGUUUAGACUGAUUCAGUCAGGAAAGAGAUUAGGGUUUGGGUAUUGGGAAUUCAGUGUUGAAUUGAAGCUGCUUGUGAUUAGGGUUUUGUAGGUGGGUUUAAUGGCGUGCCAGAGCAAUUGAACCCCUCUGAUUUUUCUGAUUUAAGGAAAAAAAAAAAAAAAGGAUUUGAAUUUUGAAGUCCAAGUUUGGUUGUUGGGAAAAUUUGAUUUUGUGAAUAUUUCUUAGAGAAAACGUGGCAAGAAAGAAGCUUUUCGGGUUCGAAUUCAUGCCUUCUUUAUAAGCAUUUACUGAGAGCAGGAAGAAAAGGGUUUUGCAAAUUUUGUUUAUUUAUUUGAAGAGUUGAUAUGAUUACGUUUAUGGAUUCAAAAGAGAAAUUGAAGGAGGUGGAUAGGUGCUUAGAUCCACAGCUAUGGCAUGCCUGCGCCGGCGGCAUGGUUCAAAUGCCACUGGUGAAUGCGAAGGUCUUCUACUUCCCUCAGGGCCAUGCUGAGCAUGCCUGUGGACCUGUUGAUUUCAGGAAUUGUCCAAGAGUUCCUCCCUAUAUACUUUGCCAGGUUGCCGCCAUUAAGUUCAUGGCGGAUCCUGAGACUGAUGAGGUUUAUGCCAAGAUUAGGUUGGUUCCUUUGAACGGGGGCGAGGCGGGCUACGAGGAUGAUGGAAUUGGAGGGCUUAAUGGGUCUGAAACGCCGGAUAAACCCGCCUCAUUUGCAAAAACAUUGACGCAAUCCGAUGCAAACAAUGGUGGUGGGUUCUCUGUUCCGAGAUAUUGUGCAGAAACCAUCUUUCCGCGAUUGGAUUACUCUGCCGAUCCCCCUGUUCAGACAAUUCUUGCUAAGGAUGUUCAUGGUGAAACUUGGAAGUUUAAGCACAUUUACAGGGGGACCCCUAGGCGGCAUCUAUUGACCACGGGGUGGAGUACCUUUGUGAACCACAAGAAGCUUGUUUCUGGGGACUCAAUUGUGUUUUUGAGGGCAGAGAAUGGUGAUCUCUGUGUCGGGAUUCGUCGAGCAAAGAGGGGAAGUGGAAGUGGACCAGAGUCAUCUUCAGGGUGGAAUCCAAUGGGUGGGAAUUGUACUGUGCCAUAUGGUGGAUUCUCGGCGUUUUUGAGGGAGGAUGAGAACAAACUAAUGAGAAAUGGCAAUGGUAAUAGCUCUAAUUCGAAUGGAAGUCUAGUGGGUAAGGGGAAAGUCGGGCCUGAAUCUGUUUCUGAAGCUGCAACACUUGCUGCAAAUGGACAGCCCUUUGAGGUUGUUUACUACCCUAGAGCAAGUACCCCAGAAUUCUGUGUGAAGGCCUCAUUGGUGAAAGCAGCAUUGCAGAUCCGGUGGUGCCCUGGAAUGCGAUUCAAGAUGGCCUUUGAAACUGAGGAUUCUUCCCGGAUAAGUUGGUUCAUGGGAACUAUAUCCUCUGUUCAGGUUGCUGAGCCUUUGCGCUGGCCCGAGUCACCUUGGAGGCUUCUCCAGGUUACCUGGGAUGAACCCGAUUUACUUCAAAAUGUGAAACGCGUUAGCCCAUGGUUGGUAGAGUUGGUAUCCAACAUGCCCACGAUCCAUCUGACACCUUUCUCACUGCCAAGAAAGAAGAUGAGACUACCUCAAUACCCAGAUUUCCCUUUUGAAGGCCAACUUCCAAUGCCGACUUUUUCCGGCAACCUCCUUGGACCCAGCAGCCCCUUUGGUUGUCUGCCCGACAAAACUCCUGCUGGCAUGCAGGGAGCCAGGCAUGCUCAUUAUGGUCUAUCCUCAUCAGAUAUGCACCUCAAUAAACUGCACACAGGUCUAUUUCCGGCUGGUUUCCCGCCACUUGAUCAUGCUGCUGCACCCACUAAAUUCACCAAUAACAUGGUGAUUCAUAAGCCUACUAUAAGCGAGAAUGUUUCAUGCUUAUUGACUAUGUCACAUUUUACCCCGACGUCAAAGAAACCUGAUGAUUUAAAGCCACCGCAGCUCAUACUCUUUGGUCAGCCAAUACUUACUGAGCAGCAGAUCUCUCUGAGCAGCUCUGGCGAUACAGUCUCACCAGUUCUUACUGGAAAUAGUUCAUCCGAUGGGAAUGCAGAUAGAAUGGUAAAUCAUUCUGAUAAUUCUGGAUCUGCACUUCACCGACAAAGUGUACAAGAGCGCUCAUCUUGUGAAGGUUUCCAAUGGUACAAGGAUACUCGAAAUGAAACCGAACUAAGUCUGGAAACUGGUCACUGUAAAGUCUUCAUGGAAUCAGAAGACGUAGGUCGCACUCUUGACCUUUCACUUCUGGGGUCUUAUGAUGAAUUGUACAGAAAACUGGCAGAUAUGUUUGGCAUAGACAAUUCUGAGACACUGAACCAUGUGCUCUAUCGAGAUGGUACUGGUGCAGUUAAACACAUUGGAGAUGAACCUUUCAGUUGCAGUGACUUCAUGAAAACGGCAAGGAGAUUGACGAUUCUAAUAGAUUCAGGCAGCAACAACGUAGGAAUGUAAAGAAAGAAUUAAGCCUCGAUUCAAUUGUACAGCCGGGGAUAAAUCCUUUGUUCGCCAUGCUGACCUUUUACCGCUCUUGAAGUUGUCGGAGAAGCCGCUCUGAUUCAAUUUUUGAGCCUUCAUCAGUUUGUUGGUUGUCUUUUUUUUUUCUUUGAGGUUGCUUCUUUGCAGCCAGAUCCUGUUUGUAGGAUUUGGUACAUGUGUUUAUAAGGCUUUACAAAUGAAUGAAGUCUUCUAAGAAGGCAGUUUAAAUUAAGUGGAAAAUGUACAUCAAAUUUGUGUAGAAAGCAAACUCUGUUUUGGCUCAUUUGCUUGGCCUUUCUUACUUGGAAGCGUUUUUUUGUUUGUA
This is a messenger RNA of Pyrus x bretschneideri (Chinese white pear), 3276 nucleotides long. Its product is annotated as auxin response factor 18. The transcript is spliced from 4 exons. The record is from RefSeq and is a predicted model, not a curated record. Gene Ontology annotation, cellular component: nucleus. Gene Ontology annotation, biological process: regulation of DNA-templated transcription; response to hormone. NCBI's taxonomy places the organism in Eukaryota, Viridiplantae, Streptophyta, Magnoliopsida, Rosales, Rosaceae. The coding region runs from base 816 to 2927 and encodes 703 amino acids. Gene Ontology annotation, molecular function: protein binding; DNA binding.